This is a messenger RNA of Labrus mixtus (cuckoo wrasse), 608 nucleotides long. Its product is annotated as histone H2A. The record is from RefSeq and is a predicted model, not a curated record. Gene Ontology annotation, molecular function: protein heterodimerization activity; structural constituent of chromatin; DNA binding. Lineage: Eukaryota; Metazoa; Chordata; Actinopteri; Labriformes; Labridae. The transcript has a single exon. The coding region runs from base 58 to 441 and encodes 127 amino acids. Gene Ontology annotation, cellular component: nucleosome.
ACAUCUUGGCAGAGAUUUUAUUUAUCUCAGUAUCGACUCUAGAGAUUAACCUACACCAUGUCAGGAAGAGGCAAAACCGGUGGAAAAGCCAGAGCAAAGGCAAAGACCCGCUCCUCCCGUGCUGGGCUCCAGUUCCCAGUCGGUCGUGUUCACAGGCUGCUGCGUAAAGGAAACUAUGCCCAGCGUGUUGGUGCCGGAGCCCCCGUCUACCUGGCGGCUGUGCUCGAGUACCUGACCGCUGAGAUCCUGGAGUUGGCUGGUAACGCUGCCCGUGACAACAAGAAGACCCGUAUCAUCCCCCGUCACCUGCAGCUGGCUGUCCGCAACGACGAGGAGCUCAACAAGCUGCUCGGAGGAGUCACCAUCGCUCAGGGAGGAGUGCUGCCCAACAUCCAGGCUGUUCUCCUGCCCAAGAAGACCGAGAAGGCCGCCAAGAAGUAGAGACCCAAUCCUGACUUCAAUAAACACAAAGGCUCUUUUAAGAGCCACCACAUCACAGCUAAAGAGCAAAUUCUUGUUAUAAUAAGUCAAGUAGUUUACAAACUGUCCAUAAGAUCAUGUGAGUCAAGAAACACAAUCUACAAUUUCAAUAAAUAUUCCACCACCAU